Messenger RNA from Desarmillaria tabescens, 2133 nucleotides. RefSeq lists its product as uncharacterized. Bases 1 to 2133 code for a protein of 710 amino acids. The record is from RefSeq and is a predicted model, not a curated record. NCBI's taxonomy places the organism in Eukaryota, Fungi, Basidiomycota, Agaricomycetes, Agaricales, Physalacriaceae. The transcript has 9 exons.
AUGUCGUCCCCAUAUACUGGCCCGUCGUCUCCCACGACAAUUCUCUCUUUGCCUGCAGAACUCCUGGAGAGCAUCAUUGUCUCCAGCAGCCACCUCGAUGGGCCCAGCGCUAUUGUUUCGCUCUCCAAAGCAAAGAGCACUUUCUACGAGCUGAUAUACAAGAGCCCUGACUCUCAUCUGUGGAGGGAGGUCUUCUUGUCCCAGUUUGAUGACCCCAGAAAAUUGGGCUCGCUGCUCGGUGUAGACGCUUCCGUGGAUUGGGAAGGUGAAUAUAAACAAAGAAUUAAAGCCAAAAAUCAUAUUAAAGCACACCUAGACGACCCGCUGUCUGUAUCCGAUGACUUCGAUCUAGAGGCUAGUAACUUGGCGCCGCUCGUUCCCAUGGUACUUGCGGCGCCAAGCAUACCUAGCUCGUCCAUCGAUACCUUUUCAACCAUUAGCGAGCCAAUAUGCCCGUGGCCCCCACUUUCACGCGAAGCAGUAAUAUCAAGCUCACUCAAUUCGGGCUGGCUAGACGGUGCCCUAUCUCAUGGUUACCCUGCCAAUGCGGUCUCUCGGUUUCUCUUAUUCCAGCCGAAAUUGGAUGAACAAACCAAUCCCCGAGACAGGGAAACCUGGGACCAGAGUUCGACAGGGCAGGCCUUCCAUCACAUCUUAUUACUCUUUGGAUUCAAGUGCGCACCCAAUUUCAAGUUCUGGAGGACGAAAGGGUUGACAAGGGACAGCCUGGUGGAGAAAAUCACCAGGAGGAGGACAAGAUUUGCAACUACGGAGGAGGACGAGACUCAAGUCAAAGAUAAAGGCAAGGGAAAGGCGAAGGCACGAGACAUUGAAGAGAUUACUUUCGACAAUGUCAUACAGAUGAAGAUGGCUCGGAACGCCGCCAAAUUGCGCGUCUAUAACAUGAAAUUUCCUGAUCCACAGCGGUGUUGGGGACCGUUUAUGCCCAUACCGUCACUCGAACCCCGGAAACCAGCUAAUGGCCCUGAACUUUUACCGAUAUUUAGGAACGGGAGCCCUCAGAUCUUGGCAUUUGGCCCUUUGAUUGGUCUUGGUGAAGAUAGUAUACUGGAAUUUAACGCCCGGAUUGAUGAAGACGACGAGGACGAUCCAAAUGACACGGACUAUGAGGAUCGCGAAGAUAAUGCUGAUGAAGACGAAAAUGAUGACCCUAACAGACCUCCGCCAUAUCUUCCUCUGUUCCUUCUCAACCAAGCAUUGGCUGGAGGAGAUCCUGAUGAAGAGCGACAUCCAACAUUUAUCUUUCCUCCAUUCCCGCACGAGCUUAAGCCGGACUGGAGCUUUUUGGCCAGCGCUCGAGUGCUUAUCGAAGCGAAUGUUCGAGAUCGUGCUCAUGUUGUGCAUUCUGAUCCAAGGGAUCGAGAAGCAUUCUUAGAAGCUAUGGAGGCGCUGAAGAAUCUGGAUCACUUGAGAAUGGGCGGUGCACCAGGAUUUGAGUGGGAUAAAUGGAGACGGCUGAAUGGGAAAGCGGAGGAAGCGGAGGAGAUGGAUCUAACUGUGGAUGAUAAGGGCAAGGGUAAGGAAGCCAGUGACGACGAGGUGGAUGGUUGGGAUUGGGCUGGUGUAACAGGAGAAUGGAGGCGAAUUGUGUGUUGGAUGGAUUACCAUGGAUUGAUACAUCACAACGGCAGAGAGACGGCCAUUUCUCAUCUUUCGGAGAGCACAAAUAUGGUGGUUGAGACUAUUCGUGUCAUGCCUAUGAGUCUGCGGGUGUCGGGGUAUUCCAAGCCACCCACCCCUCCGCCUGAUUACCAUGGAUCCGGCGACAACCCUCUAUCUUCAUUGGUCUAUACGCUUCCCAUCAUCCGUGUCGAGGGAGAGUCUCGAGGAUCAGACUUGGAUGAUGGCGCGCAUAGACAGAUUAGAGGAACGGUCAGAAUGAUCGGCGAUGGUGCUGUGAGGUGGAGCCUGACUUCGAGUGAAGCUGGAAUUCAGGAUCCGGAGUGGGUAACUGAGAGUGUACAAAUAGGACAGGUGGGCAGUGCCAUGGGAAUGAUUGGGAUGUGGACUGGAGUGGAUCAUGCCAGAUCAGACCCCAUAGGUCCUUGUUGGGCAUGGAAAAUAUCGAGCCCAUACUUUGAUGACGUCCCUGCACGGCGCGGCACCUAUUGA